Messenger RNA from Emys orbicularis (European pond turtle), 1134 nucleotides. It is a transcript of the gene WIF1, whose product is annotated as WNT inhibitory factor 1. Gene Ontology annotation, biological process: anatomical structure development. Gene Ontology annotation, molecular function: signaling receptor binding. NCBI's taxonomy places the organism in Eukaryota, Metazoa, Chordata, Testudines, Emydidae. The coding region runs from base 1 to 1134 and encodes 377 amino acids. Gene Ontology annotation, cellular component: extracellular region; cell surface. The transcript has 10 exons. The record is from RefSeq and is a predicted model, not a curated record.
AUGGCCGGUCCGAGCGCCCUCUGCUCCGCGCUCGGGCUCUGCAGCAUCCUGAGCCUCUGGGCUCUGCCGGCGCGGGCAGCGCAGCGGCAAGAGGACACUCUCUACAUGUGGAUUGAUGCUCAUCAAGCCAAAGUCCUGAUAGGCUUUGAAGAGGAUAUUCUGAUUGUUUCAGAGGGGAAAAUGGCCCCAUUCACUCAUGAUUUCAGAAAAGCCCAGCAGAGGAUGCCAGCUAUUCCAGUCAAUAUCCACUCUAUGAAUUUUACCUGGCAUGCAACAGGAAGGGCUGAGUACUUUUAUGAGUUCCUGUCCUUGCGCUCACUGGAUAAAGGCAUAAUGGCUGAUCCAACCAUAAAUAUCCCCCUGCUUGGAACAGUUCCUCACAAAGCAUCAGUCGUUCAGGUUGGAUUUCCAUGCCUUGGAAAACAAGAUGGAGUAGCGGCGUUUGAAGUUACUGUGAUCAUAAUGAAUUCAGAAGGCAAUGUAAUCCUCCAAACACCCCAAAAUGCUAUCUUCUUUAAAACAUGUCAGCAAGCUGAAUGUCCAGGAGGGUGCAGAAAUGGAGGUUUUUGCAAUGAAAGGCAUGUCUGUGAAUGUCCAGAUGGAUUUUACGGGCCUCAUUGUGAGAAAGCUUUGUGUGCGUCCCGCUGCAUGAAUGGUGGGCUCUGUGUCACACCAGGUUUGUGCAUCUGCCCUCCUGGAUUCUAUGGUGUCAACUGUGAUAAAGCUAACUGCACAACAACCUGUUUCAAUGGAGGAACCUGCUUCUAUCUAGGAAAAUGCAUUUGUCCUUCAGGACUCGAGGGAAACCAUUGUGAAAUUAGCAAAUGCCAACAGCCAUGUAGAAAUGGAGGUAAAUGUACUGGUAAAAAUAAAUGUAAGUGCUCCAAAGGUUACCAAGGAGAUCUUUGUUCAAAGCCUGUCUGUGAACCUGGCUGUGGAUCAUAUGGAACCUGUGUGGAACCUAACAAAUGUCAAUGCAAAGAAGGCUGGCAUGGAAGACAUUGCAACAAAAGGUAUGGAGCCAGCAUUAUGAGUGCCCUGAGGCCAACAGACCCCAAGCACAGACAGCACACGCCUUCACCUAAAAAGGCUGAAGAGAGGCAUGUUCCACCCGAAUCCAAUUAUAUCUGGUGA